This is a messenger RNA of Lodderomyces oxycetoniae, 1431 nucleotides long. RefSeq names its product TFB4. Gene Ontology annotation, biological process: translation; regulation of DNA-templated transcription; nucleotide-excision repair. Gene Ontology annotation, molecular function: structural constituent of ribosome. The transcript has 3 exons. NCBI's taxonomy places the organism in Eukaryota, Fungi, Ascomycota, Pichiomycetes, Serinales, Debaryomycetaceae. Gene Ontology annotation, cellular component: transcription factor TFIIH core complex; transcription factor TFIIH holo complex; ribosome. The record is from RefSeq and is a predicted model, not a curated record. Bases 1 to 1431 code for a protein of 476 amino acids.
AUGGGUCGUAUGCAUUCAUCUGGAAAAGGUAUUUCUUCAUCUGCUAUUCCUUACUCAAGGAACUCACCAUCUUGGUUCAAAUUAUCUAGCAAUGACGUUGUGGAACAAAUCAUCAAGUACGCUAGAAAAGGUUUGACCCCAUCAUCAAUUGGUGUUGUUUUGAGAGAUGCUCACGGUGUUUCACAAACUAAAGUCGUUACCGGUAACAAGAUCUUGAGAAUUUUGAAAUCCAAUGGAUUGGCACCAGAAAUCCCAGAAGACUUGUACUUUUUAAUUAAAAAAGCUGUUUCCGUUAGAAAGCACUUGGGAAGAAACAGAAAGGAUAAGGACUCUAAAUUCAGAUUAAUUUUAAUCGAAUCAAGAAUUCACAGAUUAGCUAGAUACUACAGGUCCGUCUCUACUUCGCUAGAGUCAAGUACUAAUGAUGACCCUUCAUUGCUUACUAUUAUUCUUGACGUUUCAAGCCAAGGGUGGUUUAAUAUCAGAAACUCAAUCACACUUGAAGAUAUAGCAAAAUCGCUAUUAGUGUUUCUCAAUGGUCAUUUAUCAUUGAACAACUCGAACCAAGUUGCCUUUAUAGCGAGUUCUUCUACAGAUUCAAAGUUUCUUUACCCUCAUCCCAGCGUGAAAUCCACUUGCGAGUCCAGGAUGUCACCUGGAAUGUAUAGACAAUUCAAGAAAAUUGAUGAAGUGGUCUUACAAGAAUUAACAAAAUUUAUUGAAGAAACAAGCAAGGUUACAAAGGGAAAAGGACCGACUAUUACGGGGGCAAUAAGCAUGGCACUUACAUAUACCAAUAGAAUGCUAACGUUGGAUCAGAGUAUAACUACAACUACAGCCUCUGCCAUCACAACAGCGUCGAUGAAUUCAUCGGCAAAAGCAGCAAGUGGCGUCUCGUUGAGCACAUCCUCAUCGGCGAUAUCGAUGAAAUCGAGAAUACUAAUAGUCAGCGCUAACGACUCUGACGAUAGUCUAAAUUAUAUACCACUAAUGAACUGUAUAUUCACUGCUCAAAAGCUAAAAGUGUCCAUAGAUAUAGCCAAGUUGGGGCACAAAAAUUCAUCAUAUCUACAGCAAGCAAGCGAUGCUACUAACGGAGUUUAUCUCCAUAUUGAAGAUCCCCGUGGAAUGAUCCAACUACUUUCAACGGCGUUUUUCAUCGAACCCAACCUUCGGCCCUAUAUCAUCUUGCCAACAAAUUCUCAAGUCAACUACAAGGCAAGCUGUUUUAUCACCAAGAAACCCGUCGAUUUGGGGUAUGUAUGUUCUAUUUGUCUAUGCAUUAUGAGCAAAAUACCCGAAAAUGCAAAGUGUCCUGCUUGUUCGAGUGACUUUGACAAAAAGCUUAUUCAAUCAUUAAACAGAAAUCCGCAAGUUACUAGUAAAAAGAAACGCAAACUAGAAAAACAACCACUUGAAAACGGCGAUUGA